Messenger RNA from Tetrahymena thermophila SB210, 2820 nucleotides. RefSeq names its product cyclic nucleotide-binding domain protein. Gene Ontology annotation, molecular function: calcium ion binding. The record is from RefSeq and is a predicted model, not a curated record. Lineage: Eukaryota; Ciliophora; Oligohymenophorea; Hymenostomatida; Tetrahymenidae. The transcript has 8 exons.
AUGGACAUAUUUAAAAAGAAGUUCGAAGAAGAUCUUAGGAGUAAAGUUAAUGCAAAAAGAGCAACUAACGUCAGAGAUUAGUAGUUCAUUUUUAAAAAAUUCAAGCAUUAUGAUAUCUAAAACACUGGAACUGUAGAUUUCAAAGUCUUUUUGAGUGUAAUGGAAGGUUGUGGCGUAAACAUAACAAAUAAAAAACUCAUCCAAGAAGUGUACAACUCGUAUUUAUAGGAUAAUCAAUAACUUAAUUAUUAGAGCUUUAUUUCCUAAAUAUUUGGAAAAUUUUAAGAAGAAGGCAUUUAGAUCGAAGAUAGAUCAUUAUCUCCAUUUAGAGGAAGAAAGACUUUUAACAACAAAGACAAUUCUUUUCUAAAUUUCAAUUAAAGUGAUGCAAAAGAGAAUUAAAGGGAUGAAAAAAAUAUACUAGCAAAAUUUUAGAAACAGUUAAAAGCUAAAGGAGAUUUAAAUGAUGCUAUGAACAUUUUAAAAUAAUUUAUUGAGCUAGACAGCACAGGAAAAAGAUAAGUCAGUGAAAAUCAUUUUGUGAAGAUAAUAAAGAACCUGCAAUUGAAUUUAACAGAAAAUGAUAUUAAGUCUUUGUAUUCAUAAUAAUUAUUUUGGAAAAAUAGAUAAUUUAUUUACGACUAGUUCAUUCAAAGUGUAUUUAGUCCUAUAGAUCAAUACAGAAAGCAGCUUAUUUCAGAUAUGUUUUAUUAAUUAGAUAUUUAACAAACAGGAUUCAUAGAUAUUGAGUAUAUAAUAGAUUAGUUUGAUCCUUCUAAAUAACCAGAUGUUAUCAAUAAUAAAAAGACUGUCAAAUAAAGUUUGUAGGAUUUUCUUAGAUAUUUUAAUAUAUUUUGCUAGUUUAGAGAGAAUUCUAAAAGCAAGAGCUUUUCUUUUUAAGAAUUUUUGGAUUUCUACUAAAUAGUUUCUUACUUUAUUGAGGGCGACUAAGAAUUUUAACAAAUGAUGUCCUUUGGCUGGAAAUUUGUAUAAAUUUAGGAAGAGAAAAUGUUUAGUAGUUAAAUGGAAUAUAAUUUUGAAAAAAAUAGAGAAAGUGCAAGAUAAAAUGAAAUCGAAGAGAGAAAAUAAGACAAUAUUUUAAAUUUGACUAAACAGUUUAACGAAUUUACAUCAAACGAGUAACAAGAAAAUAUUUUAAGCAAAGAUGCUGAUGAGAAAAAAUAGCAAAAUUCUAAGAAUAAUAUUUACCCUUAACAAAUGCAAAAAUCAGAUAUCUUCAAUUUGAAUACUGAAGAAACUUAAAAUAGAUAACAUAGAUUUAUGAAAAACUACUCUAGAAGUCCUAUAACUAACAGAUAUAAUAUCAUCAACCAUGCUGAUUAAGACAGAGAUAAUUCAAAUAUUGAGAAAAAGCAUUCAAAAAAAAUGAAUAUUUCACCUAUUUCUAAAAACAAUAUUUUUACAAACAACUAAGAAGAUAACUACGAUUAUUCUAAGAAAAAAAGAGACUUUGAUAUUUUAAAAAGUGAGAUAAACAACAUACUGACUCAUGAAAAUAAUACAGCUGGUAUUUAAUAGGUUCAGAAAAAAGUAGCUAAAUCUCCUUUCUAAAGAGACUCUGGAAAUAUACUUUCUCAUCAAUACGAAGAUUCAAACUAAAAUAUUUUAAAAAAAUCAGGUAAGAAAUAAGUAUAUGGAUCUCCACAAAGUCAAAGAUAUAAUAUUAUAUCAAAUAUUAAUCAAAAAGAAUAAAUAAAUUAAGAUUUAAACUUUUUGGAGUAAUCAAUUAAACAUAAUUAAAAUACUAUAAAAUAAUCAGAACAGAAUAUAUUUAAUCCGAAUGGAUCUAUUUAAAAUUAGUUAUAACUGAACAAAAAAGCAGAAGAAAUAAAUUAGAAUGAUAGAAUUAGUUCAUAACGAUAUGGCUAAUUUUAUACUCCAGGAAAAUAGUUUAUUUAAAGCUAACAACAAUCUAAUAAAUAGGAAGAAAUUAGUCAUAAUGAAAAAAUUGCUUCAUACAGAUAUGAAAAUUCAAACUAAGAAAAGAAAGGUAAGAGAUGUGUGACUCCUCAAAGAGAGACUGGCUAUAAUAUAAUCAGCAAUCAAUCUAAUUAGCAGAAUUUUAAUACUCCUAAAAGACAAAAUUAUAUUAAUAACGAGAAUAACUAAGUUAAAUAGAAUUUAACAUCCACUCCUUAAAACAACUUAAAUGAAAGAACAUUAACUAAAAUAAAAUAAGAAAGGGAAUAAGAAGAAGCAAAAAUGAAUAAAUAAAGUAUUUGUGUUAGCCAAUUCUUAAAAAAACUUGCAGAGAGAGGUCCAAGAGGAUUUAUUAAUUUCUGGAAUAAAAUUGAUAAAAUUAAUUAAUAGCAAGGAAACGCUAAUUGUGAUUUCUAAUAAUUUUAAUAAUUGAUGUAAACAAGCAGAUUCGAUUUCAGUUUGGAAGAGUUAGAAUUUAUUUUCAGUAAUUUCGAUAAAGAUUAAACAAAGUAAGUAAACGGUCACGAUAUCCUUAAGUUUUUUAGGGGAAAAGGAUUAAGCAAAGCAAGACAAGCCAGCAUAACUAAAGUCUAUAACUCAAUUAAUCAAUUUUAAUAAAAUCUACCUUCUUAUCAGAAAAUACUUGACUCUUUCAAACCGAAAAACUGUCCUGAUGUAAGAAAAGGAAAACUAGCCUCAGAACAUCUCCUAAUUGAUUUUGUAGAUAAUUUCGAAAGACAUCAUGAACUUUAUAGUUAAGGCUAGAAUUUACAAAACAUUGAUAUGAAUGAAUUUGUUUCGUUAAUGAGUUUAUAUAGUUUACAAUUUGAAGAAGAUAAUUAAUUUGAAAAUUUUUUAUUUUAAUCUUUUGCUGUAUGA